GCCUCCAGUAGCAGCCACCUAUGUCACCCGUCUUGAUCCUUAGACUGAACCGUGACGCAAUGUAGGGUCUAGCGCGCAGGUUAUUUUUUUCCGACGACUUACCGCAUGGAACAUUAUGCUGUGUUUCAAGUCUUUUGGGCAGACCAAAACGAAAAAAAGACAGCCCUUUCUGUCGUUGCACCGAGCUCGUGUAUUCAUGAUAGCGGGACCUGUUAUGCAAAACGCGAUAACACUUUGUAUUGUUCAAUCGCUCUUUACCAAAUGCCGAGUCCACCCAAACACAGCUGAUGUCAUUUUCCAUGGAAAUUUGCCGGCAACUGUCAAGUUGUACGUAUGCAGCACGGGAAUUGUAUCAAGCCCUGGAUUUCCUCAUACGGCAAUGACGACUAUACUAGUCAGACCUAGUCAGGGAUGGCUGUCCCAGGAUCUGGUAUAUAAUCUAAUCUAUCACAUCGCUAGGAAUCCCUCGGGCUUUCACCGUUCGACGACAAAGGUCGUUCCACUCGCUUUUACGACACUCCUCAUCUUCCUGUCCCUAUCUCAAGUCAGACUAACGGUCAAACAGAAUCCGUUCACGAACCACAUCCUUUCCCUACAAACAUGAGUACAUUCGCCUACCAAGCACACUUGGCCGCCCGUUCUUCAGGCGGACAGAAAAAGAAGUCUCAUCACCACGACAGUUCUUCGCCAAAGCACAUCGAAGAGCCUGUCUCACCAACCUACCAUCCUCCUGUCCUGGCAAGAGCUCACGCUCACCAGUUCAUUCAGAGUCAGAAGGGUGACUCGAG
Molecule: messenger RNA, 788 nt
Organism: Suillus fuscotomentosus
Lineage: Eukaryota; Fungi; Basidiomycota; Agaricomycetes; Boletales; Suillaceae
Exons: 2
Coding region: 116-604 (162 amino acids)
Source: RefSeq, a predicted model, not a curated record